UGGAAAUCUGCGUUGAUAAUGAGCGAUCGCCACAAUAUAAAAGGCGACGAAAAUUUGGAUUCGGCACUCAACAUGAACGCCAAGUUGGUUAUCGUUCUGGCCUGCGCAACUCUCGCCUUGGGCGGAGUUCGCAAACUCACCGGCCCCCAGCUCUUCAGGACCACCGGCAAGAUCGUCGGAGGCUCCCCUGCCGCCGCUGGAGAAAUCCCCUGGCAGGUGUCCCUGCAGUACACUGACGGAUUCCCCUUCUGCGGAGGUUUCAUCAUCUCUGAGGAAUGGAUCGUCACUGCUGCUCACUGCUCUGACCAAGUCCCCUCCCAAGUGCGUGUCAUUGUCGGCACUCUGGAGAACGCCAGACCCGGACAGACCCUCAAUGUUGCUGAGAUCGUCAGCAACCCCGCCUACAACCCCAGCACCUCUUCUGGAGACAUCGCCGUCUGGAGGGUUGACUCUCCCAUCACCUGGAAUAGCGACACCCAGCCUGCCACUUUGGCUUCCUCGACCCCCUCUACUGGCACUCUGACCACCGUCUCUGGAUGGGGCACCACCUCCUUCGGAGGAUCCGCCUCUGAUGUCCUCCUGAAGGUCGAUGUGCCCAUCUUCGACUAUGCCGAGUGCGACAGCAUCUACUCCAUCUAUGGUGGUGUGCCCGCUGACCAGAUCUGCGCCGGUGUGCCCGAGGGUGGCGUCGACUCUUGCCAGGGUGACUCUGGCGGCCCCCUCUUCUUGGCUGGUGGCGGCGAUGUUGUUGGCGUUGUCUCCUGGGGCAAUGGCUGUGCUUUCGCUGGAUUCCCAGGCGUCUACACCGACGUUUGGUCCAACCGCGACUUCAUCAGCAGCACCACUGGUGUCUAAAUAUCUGACAAUAACCAAUAAAAUUGGCAUAAAAAUAUAAAA
Cloeon dipterum is the source of this 897-nucleotide messenger RNA. Its product is annotated as trypsin alpha-3-like. Gene Ontology annotation, biological process: proteolysis. Bases 19 to 855 code for a protein of 278 amino acids. The record is from RefSeq and is a predicted model, not a curated record. The transcript has 4 exons. NCBI's taxonomy places the organism in Eukaryota, Metazoa, Arthropoda, Insecta, Ephemeroptera, Baetidae. Gene Ontology annotation, molecular function: serine-type endopeptidase activity.